This is a messenger RNA of Panthera uncia (snow leopard), 1239 nucleotides long. RefSeq names its product PNMA family member 2 (gene PNMA2). NCBI's taxonomy places the organism in Eukaryota, Metazoa, Chordata, Mammalia, Carnivora, Felidae. The transcript has a single exon. Bases 145 to 1239 code for a protein of 364 amino acids. The record is from RefSeq and is a predicted model, not a curated record.
CCGCUGUUGGAGUGGCCUGGGACCCAUUCCCUGGUGGGGUGCAAGUUCAGGAGCUGAGCCAGGAUAUUCUGAGUCCUGAUAGGCUGUGCCUGUCCACACCACAAACUAAUUGGUACCCAUAGAGUUGGAGCAAAUACUCGGACGAUGGCGCUGGCACUGUUAGAGGACUGGUGCAGGAUAAUGAGCGUGGAUGAUCAGAAAUCGCUGAUGGUUCUGGGGAUACCGGUGGACUGUGAUGAGGCUGAGAUUCAAGGGGUUCUCCAGGAGACUUUAAAGUCUCUGGGCAGGUAUAGGCUGCUUGGCAAAAUAUUCAGGAAGCAGGACAAUGCCAAUGCUGUCUUACUAGAGCUUAUGGAGGAUACCGAUGUCUCGGUGAUCCCCAGUGAGGUUCAGGGAAAGGGGGGUGUCUGGAAAGUGAUCUUUAAGACCCCUAACCAGGACACUGAAUUUCUGGAACGACUGAACCUCUUUCUGGAAAAAGAGGGGCAGACAGUCUCCGGUAUGUUCCGAGCCCUCGGGCACGAGGGGUUGUCUCCAGCCACGGUGCCCUGCGUGUCCCCAGAGUUACUGGCUCACGUGUUGGGACAGGCGAUAGCUCAUGCCCCUCAGCCCCUGCUACCCAUGAGAUACCGGAAACUGAGAGUGUUCUCAGGGAGCGCCGUGCCCGCCCCAGAGGAAGAGCCCUUUGAAAUCUGGUUGGAACAGGCCACUGAGAUCGUCAAAGAGUGGCCGGUAGCAGAGGCAGAAAAGAAAAGGUGGUUGAUGGAAAGCCUGCGUGGCCCUGCCCUGGACCUCAUGCAUAUAGUACAGGCAGACAAUGCAGCCAUAAGCGUGGAAGAGUGUUUGGAGGCGUUUAAGCAAGUGUUUGGAAGCCUGGAGAGCCGCAGGACCUCCCAGGUGAAAUACCUGAAGACGUAUCAGGAGGAGGGGGAGAAGGUCUCGGCCUACGUGUUGCGGUUAGAAACCCUGCUCCGGCGAGCCGUGGAGAAACGCGCCAUCCCCAGGAAUAUCGCAGAUCAGGUCCGCCUGGAGCAGGUCAUGGCCGGGGCCAGCCUCAGCGAAGUCCUUUGGUGCAGGCUGAGAGAACUGAAAGAUCAAGGCCCGCCUCCCAGCUUCCUCGAGUUAAUGAAGGUAAUCCGGGAGGAAGAGGAGGAAGAGGCCUCUUUUGAAAACAAGAAUACUGAAGAGCCAGAUGAAGGGGAUGGUUAUGGCCCCUGGGAUAACGAGGCAGAGGACUAA